CGUUGUGGGUGUGGCUCCGCGGUGACGUCACCGCCUGACAGCUAGCUGUCAGAAAGUGAGUUCAUUCGCCUCACACGGCGGAGACGGAGCGCUUUCGUUACGGUUUUCGCCUUCCGUUGGAAUCGAGCCCAGCAGGUCAUCGAGACUGCAGUCUGACCUCUUCACCGAGCCCGGCCAUGGAUGAACAGGCAGGGCCCGGCGUGUUCUUCAACAACAAUAACAACUCUGUUUUACCCGGCGGAGGGAAAGGACCGCUGCCGGAUGGCGACGCUGGGGAGGCGGCGAGAGCGCAGUAUAGUAUUCCGGGGAUCUUGCACUUCCUGCAGCACGAAUGGGCCCGUUUCGAAGUAGAAAGAGCACAAUGGGAGGUGGAACGAGCCGAAUUACAGGCCCAAAUCGCCUUCCUGCAGGGGGAGAGGAAAGGUCAGGAGAACCUCAAAAAAGACCUGGUGAGGAGGAUCAAAAUGCUGGAGUAUGCACUGAAGCAAGAGAGAGCAAAGUACCACAAGUUAAAAUACGGGACGGAGUUGAAUCAGGGGGACAUGAAGCCUCCGAGCUACGACUCUGACGAGGCCAACGAGAACGAGACCUCAGGAUCGCUCAACAAUCAGCUGUCCUGGAAACAAGGCCGGCAGCUCCUCAGACAGUACCUGCAGGAGGUGGGAUACACAGACACCAUUUUAGAUGUAAAAUCCCAAAGAGUUCGGGCUCUGCUGGGACUUGCUGGAGACGGAGGAGGCAGGAUGGGAACUGAGCCUUUAGUGAACGGGACGGACACAACAACAAAGGGCAUAGGCACCAAGGGAAAAUCUGAGCUGUCUGACCCCAGCGCCGUACUGGAAGUCUUCAAUUUCAUUGAGAAUGCAGAAGAUUUAAGCGAUGAAGAUGAGGAGGAGGACAGCGAGGGGAAGGGGCUUACCAACGUAGAAUCCAGGACCAUCAUGAGGAAAAAGCCUACUCCUGCAUCUCACUCGGCCAACAUGGACACCAGUGAGGACCCAGACGCCAAUGCUGUUCUGAAGGUCUUUGACUUCCUGUCCAGACCAGAUGAGAUGGACACUUCGGAGUCUAGAGGCCCCGGCGAUGGGACGGACUGGGAGAAGGACGAGCAGGGCUCCAUUUCUGAGGCCUGGGACGUGGCCCCGGGCCUGAUAACCCAGCUCAAGGAGCAGUACAAAAAGGAGCGCAAGGGGAAAAAGGGGGUUAAGAGACCCAACCGAUCCAAGCUGCAGGACAUGCUGGCCAACCUGAGGGAUGGAGAGGACAUGCCUCACGUGCAGCCGCCGUCCGCCCCCCAGCCCCGGCCCAACGUGCCCCGCUUUAACGAGCACGAGGGAAACCGGCCGGAUGAAGUCGAGACUCUUACUUUCCCGCCCACCCCAGGGACGUUUAUUAUGGGCACAGAUGAAGCCAUGGAAAGCGAGCUGGGGCUUGGGGAUCUGGCCAGGCUCACUGUGGCCAACGAGGCCGAGGGUCUGGCAUACGAUAUCGGCAACAAUAAGGAUGCUAUGAGAAAGACGUGGAACCCCAAGUUCACCCUGCGGAGUCACUUCGACGGGAUCCGAGCGCUGACGUUCCACCCCGUGGAGCCCGUCCUCAUCACGGCAUCAGAGGACCACACGCUCAAGAUGUGGAACCUCCAGAAGACUGCUCCUGCCAAGAAGAGCACAUCUCUGGACGUGGAGCCCGUCUACACCUUCAGGGCUCACAGGGGGGCGGUGUUCUCCGUGGUGAUGAGCAGCUCAGGGGAGCAGUGCUUCAGUGGGGGGCUCGAUGGCACCAUCCAGUGCUGGAACACCCCCAACCCUAACGUCGACCCCUACGACUCCUAUGACCCGUCCGUGCUGCGUGGAGAGCUGAGCGGACACACCGACUCGGUCUGGGGUUUGGUUUACAGCGGCGUGCACCAGCGCCUCCUCUCCUGCUCUGCCGACGGGACCGUGAGGCUGUGGGACGCCAGCACCACCUCCCCCGCCCUCGCCGUCUUCAACGAGAACCAAAAGAUGGGAAUUCCCUCCUCCGUGGACCUGGUGUGCAGCGACCCCGCUCAUCUGGUCACAUCCUUCACAAACGGGGAGAUCGGAAUCUUCAACAUGGAGACCCGACAGCUGGUUCUCAGCCUGGAGUCCAACUUGGAGGCGGGAACUUCCUGUCACAUCAACAAGGUCUUAAGCCAUCCCACUCUUCCCAUCACCAUCACGGCGCAGGAGGACCGACACAUCAAGUUCUUUGACAACAACAGCGGGAAGCUGAUCCACUCCAUGGUGGCUCAUCUGGACGCCGUCACCAGCUUAGCUGUGGACCCCAACGGGCUUUACCUGAUGUCUGGCAGUCACGACUGCUCCAUCCGUCUCUGGAACCUGGAGAGUAAAACCUGCAUCCAGGAGUUCACGGCUCACAGGAAGAAGUUUGAGGAGUCCAUCCACGACGUGGCGUUCCACCCCUCUAAAGGCUACAUCGCCAGCGCCGGGGCAGACGCUCUCGCUAAGGUGUUCGUAUGAUGCGGAGCUGCGAGUCCUUCCACAGCCCUGCCCACUGACUCGGACUCCCAUAAUCAGGGACCAACAGAGACACGGCAGGGGGAGGGCCUUUGGACAGGGGUCCAGCCCCGCCUCGCACAGCCCACAGCUGGACCUGCAGACUACGUAGCCUCUGGCGGGCUGUGAGCUGGCAGGGAGGCCAAGCAGAAGGAAAAACUGCUCCCUUUGUCUCCCACCCAUCAUCCAGGCAGGCCUGGGUGUGAGCGGUCACCGUGCCCCCCCACAAACAGACUUUACCUCCACAGAAGAGCGGCUCAGGGCAAGUGUUAGCAAGGAGGGGAGAAACGAGCUCUGAAGCCCUGCUUCCUUCUCCCCGUGUGGCUUCAUUCUAGAUUCUAGAUCUACGCUCAUUCUAGGGACACACCCCCCCAAAGACAAACAAGGACCAGCCCCCUCACUCCAAGUGUUUUUCAGAAAGGCGGGGCACUUCCUCUCCUCUGCUUCCCAGACGGACUCUGCUCGAUGGUCUGCCUUUAUGUUCCUUUUUAAAACCCGUCUUGACAAAUGUGCCUUUGCUUUAAAAAGGUCUGGAAAAUAUUAUUUUAACAAGCUUCUUUUGGAAGGGGGGGUGGAGAGUCUGGGAGCUGGUUGUCACGAUGGUGUUGAUUUUAACAUUGGAUGUAAAAUUACAAAUGCUUAUAAUAAACAAAAAUAUAUUCAGUCUUAAACUUUACUGUGCAGUGCGAGUUUGAGUGCUCAUUUUUGAUAAGUGUGGUUGGGGAAUAAGUUUGAUGCAUUUUUGAGGCCGUAGUGAAGCAGAUCAGUAAAUAUAUUUGCCUGUUAGAUUAUCUGUGAACUGCAGAAGUAAAACUACCAAGUCAAGCGUUUUGCUAGCAUCACAGCUCAGACCUUCUAGAUGUCAACUUUUAGGGGUAACUUAACAGAUUUUGGCCAGUUUGCUAUUGUUUGAACUGAAUGGUGUGUACUGUAUGUAGAUCUCCCCAGCUGUGUGGACAUGCUUGACCACGAUGUGAUGUCCUAAUAUCUACAUUAGUCCGGUGUUUAGCCAGAAAAUAGUGCAGUACUGUAGGACUGUUUUUGGAAGAACAGGCUGACCAUUCGGCGUCCUCCGCUUGCAGCUCGCUGUAGCCCGAGGACGGACAUCCAAACUGUUUUACAUGGAGAGUACAGCUUCAAAUGAGCCAUUUUCUCAGUCACUGGUUUGUACAUGGAAGUAUGUUCAAAAUAAAACCUGCUGUAAAAUCUUCA
Messenger RNA from Oryzias melastigma (Indian medaka), 3749 nucleotides. RefSeq names its product striatin. The transcript is spliced from 17 exons. Gene Ontology annotation, molecular function: armadillo repeat domain binding; protein phosphatase 2A binding; protein-containing complex binding. Lineage: Eukaryota; Metazoa; Chordata; Actinopteri; Beloniformes; Adrianichthyidae. Bases 177 to 2501 code for a protein of 774 amino acids. The record is from RefSeq and is a predicted model, not a curated record. Gene Ontology annotation, cellular component: dendrite.